AUGAUCGCGAGUGGAGAUAAAGGCGACCCUUGCCGAAAAUUGGGUUCGACCGUCGUCGAGUGAAGUUCCAAAACUCUCACUCUCGACCGGGGCGCGCAGGUCAGGUCAACUCUCGCCUCGAAGACGAAUUUUUUGAAAGUCAGAAGAAUCGAUAAUGUAGGUGUGGAAUAUUCGGGCAGGACGAUUUGUGUAUCCAGGCGGCCGCUAGAACUGGACACGACAAGAAGACGGGAAAUUCAAAGCCAAGGAAUCUGGAGACACACAAUAAAUCCGGGAAUGGCUGAAGAAGGCGUGGUCGACGGACGGAAAAUACGAGGCGGCCGCCGCGCGGAACCAACCAACCAAACGCGAGAAGAAGCAAGAUUUAAGCUGCUAGCCUCCGAUUCGAACGCCUGCUUAAUCGAGAAAGAGAGUCAGAGAGAGGGAGAACGCCACAGCAAAUAUUGCACCACCGGUUGGUCAGUCCGUGGUGGCCGUCAGUGCCAGAACAACAACUCUUUGUUUAUUUGUUUAAAUUCAGACUAA
This is a messenger RNA of Caenorhabditis auriculariae, 525 nucleotides long. The record is from the annotation of a GenBank genome assembly. NCBI's taxonomy places the organism in Eukaryota, Metazoa, Nematoda, Chromadorea, Rhabditida, Rhabditidae.